Tilletiopsis washingtonensis is the source of this 4685-nucleotide messenger RNA. RefSeq lists its product as hypothetical. Bases 264 to 4559 code for a protein of 1431 amino acids. Gene Ontology annotation, molecular function: transcription corepressor activity. The transcript is spliced from 6 exons. The record is from RefSeq and is a predicted model, not a curated record. NCBI's taxonomy places the organism in Eukaryota, Fungi, Basidiomycota, Exobasidiomycetes, Entylomatales. Gene Ontology annotation, cellular component: chromatin; Sin3-type complex. Gene Ontology annotation, biological process: negative regulation of transcription by RNA polymerase II.
CGCCGUCCCUGCCGCGCCUCCGCAUCGCCGAGCACGCGCAUCAUCGCCUCGCCGCGCUUCCUUCUCUGCGCCCACCCUCCUCCCGAGCCACUCCCUCGCGGCACGCUGUCUGCCCUGCGCACGCCCUCUCGCUCCGCCCACCUGCGCGUCCCUCUCGCGCCGGCCGCCUCGCCGCUGCGGCUGCGCACGUUCCGGCACCCAGCCCCGGCGCUGGCCUCGCAUCUGCGCCCUGCGCUGUCCGCCGCCCGCGCCGCCUGCCCAGCAUGGCGACGCUCAACGUCAAGGACGCGCUGUCCUACCUUGACCAGGUCAAGGUGCAGUUCGCCGAGCACCCCGACGUGUACAACCGCUUCCUCGACAUCAUGAAGGAUUUCAAGUCGCAGUCCAUCGACACGCCCGGCGUCAUUGAGCGCGUCUCGACGCUCUUCCGCGGGCACCCGUCGCUCAUCCAGGGCUUCAACACGUUCCUGCCGCCGGGCUACCGCAUCGAGUGCAGCCUCGAUCCGGACCGCGCCAACAUGAUCACCGUCACCACGCCCACCGGCACCACGACGCAGACGUCGGGCGGCAUUGCCGGCGCCAUCUCGCGCAUGCACCGCGACGCCGGCGCCGCACAUGCCGCCGACGCGCCGCCGCACGGCGCCGCGUAUGCAGCCGCACCCGGCGCCGCGCCCGGCCAGGCGCUGCCCUCGCUGCCCGCCGGCUCGCUCUCGGGCCUGGCGACGCCGGCGCGCCCCUCGCACGCCGGUGCCGGGCCCGCCACGCCCGGCGCCACGGCCGGCGCCGGCGUGCUCUCGGCGCCGUUCCCCAGCAGCGCCGCACAGAACGCCGCCGACCGGCGCCCGCCCGUCGAGUUCAACCACGCCAUCAGCUACGUGAACCGCAUCAAGCAGCGCUUCUCGGGCGACCCGGACACGUACAAGCAGUUCCUCGAGAUUCUGCAGACGUACCAGAAGGAGCAGCGGCCGAUCGGCGAUGUGUAUGCGCAGGUGACGGUGCUGUUCAACAACGACAAGGACCUGCUCGAUGAGUUCAAGCAGUUCCUGCCCGACACGUCGUCGGGCGCGCCGCCCGCGGCCGGCGGGCUCUUUGGCAUGCUGGGCCAGGUCACCGCGGGCAUGGGUGCGCCAGGCGUGGCAGCGCAGGCAGGUGCGGGCAGCCACCAGGGCCCGCAUGGCCACGGCGCACAGGCCCCGCCCGGCGCCGCGCGGCUCGACGCUGGGCCGCCAGAGGGCGCCAAGAAGGCGCCGGGCGGCGGACGCAGCAAGAAGCGCGCGGCGGGCGCGGCCAGCAGCACGCCGGGCGCCGAGGCGGCCGCUCCUGCGCCUGCAGCCAAGAGCAAGAGCAAAAAGUCGAAGCACUCGCACGCCAAGCUGGAGCGCAGCCCCGCGCGCGACGUCGGCGGGCCCGUCGCGGCGCAGGAGGCGUACGCGCCGCCGAUGCCCAUGCCGCCGCCGAGCGCGCAGCAGGCGCUGAUGUACGGCAGCGACGGCUCGCUGAUUCCGGUGCCGGGCACGGCGCCGGGCGUCGGGCUCGCCAUGGCGCCCGACGGCUCGCUCGUGCCGAUGGGCGUGGGCGUCAACGGCGUCAGCGGCGGCAUGGGCCUUGGCCCGCAGGCGCCGCCGCUCGCCACGACCGACGAGGUGGCCUUCUUCGACCGCGUCAAGAAGCACAUCGACGACCGCGCCACGUACCUCGAGUUCCUCAAGCUGCUCAACCUCUACACGCAGGACGUCAUUGACGUGCGCACGCUCGUCGACCGCGCGUCGCUGUUCAUCGGCGGCAACCGCGAGCUGUUCAAUGCGUUCCAGUGCCUCUGCGGCUACGACAUGGGCAAGCAUGGCUGGCUCGAGGCUGAGGAUCCGAUCAUCGAAAACGUGCCGGCGCUGCAGCGCGAGCGCGUCGACCUCGGCAGCUGCAAGGUGUACGGCGCCAGCUACCGCAAGCUGCCCAAGGCCGAAAUCAACCUCGCGUGCAGCGGGCGCGACCCCAUGUGCUGGGAGGUGCUCAACGACACGUGGGUCUCGCACCCGACGUGGGCCAGCGAGGGCGAGAGCUUCAACCCGCACAAGAAGAACGUGUACGAGGACGCGCUGUACCGCAGCGAGGAGGAGCGGCACGAGUACGACUACCACAUCGAGGCAAACCUGCGCACGAUUGCGCUGCUCGAGCCCAUCGCCGCGCGCAUCACGACGAUGGACGCCGACGAGCGCGCUGCAUUCCGCCUCAAGCCCGGGCUGGGCGGCCAGUCGAAGAGCAUCUACCAGCGCGUCGUCAAGAAGGUCUACGGCCGCGAGUACGGCGUCGAGGUGAUUGCGGCGCUGCACGACAAUCCGUGCGUCGCCGUGCCCGUGGUGCUGGCGCGCCUGAAGCAGAAGGACGAGGAGUGGAAGCGCGCGCAGCGCGAGUGGAACAAGGUGUGGCGCGAGGUCGAUGCGCGCAACUACUACAAGAGCCUCGACCACCAGGGCGUCAACUUCAAGGCCAGCGACAAGAAGGUCAUCACGACAAAGGCCUUCGUGUCCGAGAUCGAGGCAAAGCGCACGCAGCAGCUGCAGGCGCGCCUAGCCGUCGACCCCAACCUGCCGCGCCCGCGCCCGCAGUACCAGCUGGCAUACGCCCUCGACGACACGGGCGUGCUCAUGGACGUGCUGAAGCUGGCGCUCAGCUUCCUCGACCGCGCGCCGUACAGCCGCGCCGACUGCGACCGCAUCGAGGGCUUCCUGCGGACAUUUGUGCCGCUGCUGCUGGCCCUUGACCCGCAGGAGUUCGAGGAGCAGCUCAGCGGCGGCGUCGUGCUGGAGGGCCAGGCGGACGAGGAGGCCGAGAGCCGCGCCGGCGACGACGACGUGCGCAGCGAUGCCGACGCCUCGGACGCCGACUCGGCAUCCGUCGCGUCGACGUCACGGCGCGGCGGCGCGGCCGCUGCGCGCAGACAGGAGGGCGACCUGCGCCGGCGGCUGCUGCGCAACCAGGCCGAGGCGGCGCAGGGCGAAGCGGCGCCGGAGGCUGCUGCUACGACGGCAGCUCGCGCGUCCAGUCCUGCGCUCGCUGCCGAGGUCAAGGCCGCGACGGAGGCCAUGGACGCGGCCACGGCGCCCGUCGUCGCUGGCGGCUCGGGCGCGCCCGACGUGGAGAUGCUCGACGGCGAGGCCAAGGCGGCUGCCGCGCAGGCGCUCAGCGAGGCCGACGGCAGCGCGGCGCCUGCGACCAAGGAAGCGCCGGCCGACGAGGAGAUGCAAGAGGCGCCCGUCGAGGCCGACUCGGCGGUCAACCCGGCCGAGCCCAAGACGUGGCUGAACGCCGCCGGCGUCAAGGCGUUCGACUCGGCCACCCGGCAGAACGUCGCCACGCCGCCGGCGGCCGAGAGCGCGGCGCCUUCGCCCGGCGGCAGUGCGCAGCCGGCCGCGGCGAGCAUCAAGUGCAACUUCUUCUGCUCCACAUCGCACUAUGUGUUCGUGCGCCUGCUGCAGCUGCUCUACGCGCGGCUGUUCAAGAUGAAGCAGCUCGGCGCCGAGAUGGCCGCGCAGCAGCCGCCCAAGCGGCGCAUCAACCCCGUGGCGCUCGAGCUUGGCCUGCAGGACGGCUCGACGGGCCCGGCAGCCGUCGUCGGUGCGGCCGCGGCCGCGAGCCAGGCUGCCAGCACCAGCCACAGCAGCGGCACGUCGUCGGCCAACGGCGUGCAGCCAAACGGCACGUCCAACGGGCUCGGCGAGGUGAGCGGCCUGACGCUGUCGCCGAGCCGCUACUACGACACGCUGCUCGAGCUCGCCGAGAAGCUCUUUGACGGCGAGCUGGACCGCAACACGUUCGAGGAGAGCGUGCGCUACAUGUACGGCAUUGAGGGCUACCUGCUCUUCACGCUCGACAAGGUCAUCGGCGCGCUCGUCAAGACGGCGCAGCUGAUCGCCACGGACAGCAAGUGCCAGGAGCUGCAGUCGAUUCUGGAGAAGGACCGCGCUAGCGGCUCGUCGGCCGACUACAAGGCGCAGAUUGCGCGGCGCGUCGCCGCCGAGGCGGUGCUGGGGCGCGAGGAGAACCUGUUCCGCGUCGAGUGGCAGGCCGGCAGCCGGCAGCUGCUGCUGCAGAUGCUCUCCAAGGACGAGCCGACGCUGGGCGAUCCGCGUACGAAAGAGCAGCGCUGGGCACAAUACACGGCCAGCUACGUGCUGCACACGCCCACCGAGGGCCUGCCAGCGCCCGUUGCGCCGCCCUUCCUACAGCGCAGUGCGCCCGCCGAGGCAGACGAGGCCGAGGUCGAGGUGCCGCGCGGCGGCGCGCUCAUUGCGCGCAACGAGCUGGACCUGAAGAUGUGCAUGAACACCUACCGCCUCUUCUACGGCGCCGGCACGACGGACACGUUUGUGCGGCAGCUGCCUGCCGCGACGCUCGAGGCGCGCGAGCGGCGGGCCGAGCCGCAGCGCGAGGCUCGCCGCCGCAAGCUUGCCGAGUGGCUGCAGGCGCGAGAGGCUCAGCCGGCGCCGGCUGCGGCGCCCGAGGAUGCCGCAGCGCCCGCCGGGGAGGCGGCAGCAGCGCGGCCUACGGCGGCGGCGCCAUGAAGGAGCGUGAUGUUUCUGCCCGCCCGCCCGCUGCUGCUGCUCUCCUCUCAUCCGCGUCACCUGUACCCCCUGCCCGCUCCUUCGGACCAUCUCUCUUGCAAAAUGCGCAUCUAAUUCUCCCGUCGC